Messenger RNA from Chelonia mydas (Green sea turtle), 3301 nucleotides. RefSeq names its product rod cGMP-specific 3',5'-cyclic phosphodiesterase subunit beta. Gene Ontology annotation, molecular function: 3',5'-cyclic-nucleotide phosphodiesterase activity; protein binding. Gene Ontology annotation, cellular component: photoreceptor outer segment membrane. Lineage: Eukaryota; Metazoa; Chordata; Testudines; Cheloniidae. The transcript is spliced from 21 exons. The record is from RefSeq and is a predicted model, not a curated record. Gene Ontology annotation, biological process: signal transduction; retina development in camera-type eye. The coding region runs from base 331 to 2817 and encodes 828 amino acids.
UAUCAUCUAAGAAAAAGUGAGGGUGUUCUUAAAUACUCUUAAAAAAAACAGUUUGCAUGUCAAGUAAAGGAGAAAUAUUUUCUUGCGGCUUUAGUAUGGGUCAUUUAAUCUGUUUGCUUAAGACCUGUCCUCCCACGGAUUCACCUUCAACACUAUUCUAAUGACAUUCACUCUUAAAAAGUAUUGUCAACCCCUGACCAUUCGAGGGGCAGCGUCGUAGAGAAUUAGAGCUUCUUGUUUGGGAAGCACACCGGAAGGAGGAACACGUCUCAGAAGGAUCGUAUUCCUGGGAUAACAUAUCCCAAGAUUUGGGAAUCUAAGAGGUUCACCAUGAGUCUGAAGGAAGAUGAUGUGGAGAAGUUUCUCGAUGAUAACCCUACUUUUGCCAAGCAAUACUUCGAUAACAAACUGAGACCAGAGCCACUGAGUAGCAUUCAGACAUCAGAGGAGAGCGAGAUACUUUUUGAGUUGAUCCAAGACAUGCAGGAAAGCAUUAACAUGGAGAAGGUUGUUUUCAAGACUCUAAGAAGAAUCAGCUCUCUCAUCCACGCAGACCGCUGUAGCCUUUUUAUGUUCAGGCAAAGGAACGGCACACCAGAGCUGGCUACCAGGCUUUUCAAUAUUGAGAAAGACAGCAUGCUGGAGGAAUGCUUGGUGUCUCCAGAUUGUGAAAUUGUCUAUCCUUUGGACAUGGGCAUCGUGGGGCAUGUGGCUCAAACGAAGAGAACUAUAAACAUAAAGGAUGUCAAUGAGUGCACUCAGUUCAGCAGAUUUGUUGAUGAACUCACCGAAUACACUACAAGGAACAUACUUGCAACUCCCAUUAUGAAUGGCAAAGAUCUCGUUGCUGUGAUCAUGGCCAUUAAUAAGAUGCAUGGCACGUUCUUCACCAGCUCUGAUGAAAUUCUUUUCCUGAAGUAUCUGAAUUUUGCCUCCUUAAACCUGAAAAUUUAUCAUUUGAGUUAUCUUCACAAUUGUGAGACUCGACGAGGCCAGGUGCUGUUGUGGUCAGCGAAUAAGGUAUUUGAGGAGCUGACGGAUAUCGAGAGGCAAUUCCACAAAGCUUUUUAUACAGUGAGAGCAUAUUUGAACUGUGAUAGAUAUUCAGUGGGCCUUCUGGAUAGGACCAAACAGAAGGAUUUUUUUGACUUAUGGCCAGUUCUAAUGGGUGAAGUUCCACCUUAUUCCGGACCUCGGACUCCAGAUGGCAGAGAAAUAGUCUUUUACAAAGUCGUUGAUUAUAUCCUACAUGGAAAAGAAGAUAUUAAAGUUAUCCCAAACCCCACAGCAGAUCACUGGGCACUUGCUACUGGACUCCCAACGUAUGUCGCUGAAAGUGGCUUUAUCUGCAACAUUAUGAAUGCCGCUGCAGAUGAGAUGUUUAAAUUUCAGGAAGGUCCUGUAGAUGACUCAGGAUGGGUCAUCAAAAAUGUACUAUCUAUGCCAAUUGUAAACAAAAAAGAAGAAAUUGUUGGUGUUGCCACAUUUUACAACAGAAAAGACGGGAAGCCAUUUGAUGAACAGGAUGAGACUCUCAUGGAGUCUUUGACCCAGUUCUUGGGCUGGUCUGUCCUCAACACGGAUACUUACGAUAAGAUGAACAAGCUGGACAAUCGCAAGGACAUUGCUCAGGACAUGGUGUUGUAUCACGUGAAGUGUGAUAAGGAUGAAAUUCAGGAAAUUUUGCCAACAAGAGAGAGGCUGGGGAAAGAACCAAUGGAAUGUGAAGAAGAUGAAUUAACAGUAUUACUGAAAGAAGAACUGCCAGACCCCAUUCAGUCUGAGAUCUAUGAGUUCCACUUCUCCGAUUUCAAGUGUACCGAACUAGAGCUUGUGAAGUGUGGAAUUCAGAUGUACUACGAGCUUGGGGUGGUGAAAAAGUUCCAGAUUCCACAAGAGGUGCUUGUAAGAUUCAUGUAUUCUGUCAGCAAGGGUUACAGAAAGAUUACGUACCACAACUGGCGGCAUGGCUUCAAUGUGGCACAGACUAUGUUCACGCUUUUAAUGACUGGCAAACUGAAGCGUUACUACACAGACCUUGAAGCCCUUGCUAUGGUAACUGCAGCUUUGUGUCAUGAUAUUGAUCACAGGGGCACCAACAACCUUUAUCAGAUGAAAUCUCAACAUCCUUUAGCAAAACUUCAUGGUUCAUCAAUUUUAGAGAGACAUCACUUGGAAUUUGGAAAGUUCUUGCUUUCAGAAGAGUCUCUGAAUAUCUACCAGAAUCUCAACAGGAGACAGUUUGAGCACGUGAAUCAUUUGAUGGAAAUUGCGAUCAUAGCUACGGAUUUAGCACUUUACUUCAAAAAGAGAACUAUGUUUCAGAAGAUUGUUGAUGAGUUCAAGACGUAUGACAAUGACAAUGCCUGGACUGAAUAUUUGUCUCUGGAAACAACACGAAAAGAGAUUGUCAUGGCCAUGAUGAUGACUGCCUGUGACUUAUCUGCGAUCGCUAAACCCUGGGAAGUGCAGAGUAAGGUAGCGCUCCUAGUAGCUGCUGAAUUCUGGGAACAGGGAGACUUGGAAAUAAGCGUACUUCAGCAGCAGCCAAUCCCUAUGAUGGACAGGAGAAAAGCUGCUGAGCUUCCAAAGCUUCAAGUCGGUUUCAUUGACUUUGUGUGCACGUUUGUCUAUAAGGAAUUUUCACGUUUCCACGAGGAAAUUCAGCCGAUGUAUGAGAGAUUGCUGAACAACAGAAAGGAAUGGAAGGCUCUUGGUGAUGAGUAUGAUGCAAAAAUGAAAGUGCUGGAAGAAGAGAAGAAAAAAGAGGAGGAAAAAAUGGCUGCAAAGCGAGGUCAGAAAUACUUAAAAUUUUAAUACUUCAGAAUCUACUCCUAUGGCUAACUCCCCUACCCCACCAGUCCCUUGUGUAAAUUAAUGUCUCCAAACUCCCAGCUUUUCCCACACUUGUGCAUUUCAUCCAAUAGUUAAAGCAAAGGGUUGGAUACAGGGGAAAUUCCGAAUCUGAACUGGGCCCAUGACUCACUCUGUCAAGGGCCAAGGUCAUAAUAGAGAAUGGCUUCAAAACAUACAAUUGACAUCUCAGAUGGUUACACGACUCCAGAAAGGCCAUCUGCAUAAACUCCUCUGUGGAGGAGAUCUCAUGUUGUAAUUGGCUAGUUAACACCUGUAAGUGUGGCAAAUAGUGCUGAACACUGCUGAUCCUUGCCUGCACUUGCAGCUCAGCUAUGUUCAGCUACAACUGUUGGCCGCACUGAGUCAGCUUUGUAGUGUAGUCUACGGGGGAGAAAGGACACAUGCUUGAGACUACAGAGGCUGUGGCUACCAUGCUGCGUAACAG